CUAUCGCCAUCUAUUGGCGAAUGGAGAGAAUGUCAGAGUUUCUCUUUUUUAGACUCUGUUGACCUUCCUGAUUCCUCAAAGUUGUUGUUAAUUUUUCUUUGAUUUGAUUAUUAAUUUGAUUAAAUUGUCAAGAUGAGUAAGAUGAUUGCCAAAUUACCUCAACUAAUCAACCAGGCCAAGCCUGUGGUCAGCGCUAAUCUUGGUCGUUUCAUGCAUUACGCUAAAGUCGAAAUGGCUCCACCACAUCCCGGUGAAAUCCCUCAAAUAUUCAGAGAUGCUGGAAAGCUUUUCAAAGGAGCUGCUUCAGGAAGAUGGGCUCAAGUAUCUGAAGAAGCAAUAGUCAACACAGUAAUCACUGCAGAGGUAAUCUGUUGGUUUUUCAUCGGCGAAAUCAUCGGAAAACGUUCACUCGUUGGUUAUAAAGUUUAAAUUUAUCAAGUAGAGGAUGUGUUAAAGUGUAUUCCAUAGAUAAGUAAUAAAUAACCUCUAGAUUGUCUCUUAAA
This is a messenger RNA of Panonychus citri (citrus red mite), 503 nucleotides long. RefSeq names its product ATP synthase subunit g, mitochondrial-like. Gene Ontology annotation, molecular function: proton transmembrane transporter activity. The record is from RefSeq and is a predicted model, not a curated record. NCBI's taxonomy places the organism in Eukaryota, Metazoa, Arthropoda, Arachnida, Trombidiformes, Tetranychidae. Gene Ontology annotation, biological process: proton motive force-driven ATP synthesis.